GUACUGCAAGGUUGAUGAUGAGGGGUGCAUCACCAACGGCAACUACCCGAAAAGCGACAACGCCAUUUGUGGAAUAUUCGUGGAGGAGUCGAACGAGCGACGCCUCUUCUGGGAAAGACGAGCGGAGCGGGCUCCAUUGCUCAUCAACGGAGAGGAAUUCAAUGGCAAUGACCGCACUUUUGGGCCUGUGCCGGAAGGCUUCAUUCUUCGCCGCGCAGGUUCCAGCCAUUCCAGCCCUGAUUCCUUCAAGAUCUGUCUCGAGGUUUGGUUUCUCGAGCAGCGGUGGUUCUGGGCCUCGGUGUCAAGCAGCUUAAUUGGAAGCUCCUGUUGCCUCUUCUGCUUCUACUGGCUGCGCCGGAGAGCUCGGCAACAGGCCCAAAGAAAAUGGGAAGAGAAGCAUGGACACCUCUACGAUAAGUGGUACAGCCACUACCGACAUGCGAUGUAUUCCAUCAUACAAUCCGCUUUCGACGAAGGUGCACCAGGAGUCAAGCCGUGGAUCAUAAAGCGGCCCACCCAGCUUGACUUGGGGCGCGCUUAUCUUUUCAAAGCGGCUGGAAAGCUGCAAGUAGACAUGUCGGAAGCCUUUGAAUCGCAGAAGCACCCCUUCUACGUUGACGGGAAGAAGGUCCUUGACUACACCAAGAUCAACUGGGCAUCGCAGAUUUCCCUGAAAGCUCUGGGCGAAGAGAUCAAGAACAAAACGGCAGACGGCUGUGCUGUGAUCAUUGCUGCAUGCGACGUGAAGGAUGUCGGUGAGGUGAAGAGGGUGGUCCGAGCACACAACAGGGCAAAAGAACUGCAAGGAUCCCACGGGCGAGCAAAGUUUGCGUUCAUGCCGCUUUUCGACGAGCUCCCAAAACGUGAGGGCGAGGGCGUGAAGCGGUGCGGGUGGUACUCGUUCUACCGCUUCUCGGUGAUGGCCAAAAUGCAGAUAGCCGUGGAUGAGGGGGCCACCAGACUGAAGCUGUUGGGCAUCCAGCCAGAUGUGGGCAAUGCCAUGACGGUGCAAGAGUAUCCC
Messenger RNA from Symbiodinium necroappetens, 1021 nucleotides. The record is from the annotation of a GenBank genome assembly. NCBI's taxonomy places the organism in Eukaryota, Dinophyceae, Suessiales, Symbiodiniaceae.